AUGGCGGAAGGUGUCGGACUUAGAUGUGAGAUAGCGAAUAUUCCUGGUGCAGAAAAUAUACCGUGCGGACUCAGUGUUCCAUACAAAUACCACACGAGCUGUGUUUUGCUCAGGGAGUGUACCAGAGACGUUAAAAACCACUUAAAAAACCUGAAAGUGCUUCAUAUCCAAAAACAAGCUACAGAUGAAAAGGAGCUAAUUCUUCAAAGGCUCGGCCAUUUCGACUUUGACCCCGAGAGUGAACUACUCAACUUAACAAUAUGUCCAGCACACAGGUUUCGUUUAGGGACGAACUGGACUCCGUCCAAAAAGUGCCAGCACCCACUUCACGAAGGGAAAGGAAAACCCUCUUCUUACCAAGCAAUUGGCGUCGAGAUUUCCAAGGAGCUGAAACUAGAUUUUGGUGUGUUGGUCCCAGUAGGGUCAUCUCUUUGUAAAAAGUGUAAAGAGAAGGAGACUGCUCGUCACCAUGAGAAGUAUACAGCAACUAAAGAUACAUCUGUGGCUGCUAUGUCUAAACUUUCUUCAGCCCAAGAAGAAACUGAAGUUACAAUAACUGAAGAUCCAGUGGAAAUUGAGCUGGCUCAGCCUGGACCUUCUGGUCUUGGAGCUGUUAAUCCUGAUGUCUAUGUAUCAGAGGAUGUUCCAUCCACUCCCAGUCCUGACAGAACUACUAGAAGAAAGCGUGCAAGGUUAGACAUACCAGUGUCAGGCAGCAGCAGUGGCAGCUCACAAAGUAGUGGGAGGACAGACCUUGAAGUUUCUUGGGCCCCUACGCCUGUAAAGAACCAGGACCUGGGGAAUUUGAAUAGUUUUCUUGUUCGUGGUGGGUUUGAACCAGUCAAAGGUCAACUUAAGUCUAGCUAUGACACUUCUGCCCCAAGAACGAGAAGGUAUUACAAACAGAAAGCAAGAGAAGGCAUCAACUUGGUUCUGAACUGUUUGUCACCUGGUCAGGAAGAAGCUGUCUGGCGAGAUAUUCAGAAAGCAGAUGAGGAAACCAGUACCAUCAACACACUGAUAGCCUGUUAUGAAAGUGCAGAUUCAAGAACAACUAAAUGCCAAAUACUGUCUUUACUAUCAGCAAAUCAUACAGAAAGUGAACUGAUGAAACUUGUACCUGGCUUGACAAGACACAGCUUUAAGGAAGCCAGAAAACAUGCCAGAGAUGUUGGGGCAGGGCAGCCUGUUGAAAGGGGCCCCAUUACACGAUCAAGAUUAGACAUGGCAAAGGUGGAACACUUUUUGGAUUUUAUAUCUGGGCCUGAAUUUCUACAGGAUGUUGCAUAUGGGACAAAAACAUUGAAAUUGUCAACAGGAGAAAAGCUUGAAGUUCCGAAUGCGGUGAGAACUCUAGUGGCCACCAGGUUAAUCAGUCUAUACAAGGCUUAUUGUGAAGAAAGCAGUGUCACACCUCUAGGAGACACCACUCUUUACCACCUUCUUCAGGUGUGCUCUGCUUCCCAGAAGAAAUCAGUAGCUGGACUUGACAACAUUGCGGCAGAAGGGGCAGCUGGUUUUGAUUCAUUGGAAAAUGUUGUACACCAACUAGAGAAGCAUGGUUAUAGUAAAGAAUGGAUAAAGGACAAAAUACAACGCCUCAGAAGUGGUAGAAACUAUCUGAAAGCAGAUUACAAAGUUCACUUGGAGAGAGAGAGCUGCUGUCCAGACCAUUGUCUCAACUAUGCACUUUCUGAGGUAGAUAGCUGCAAUCACCCCCAUGAUCUCACUUGUGACAGAUGCUCAGAUCAGAGGCUGGUCAUAGAUGAAAUUGAAGUGGCAGUCUCUCGAGAAAGCACAGUGUUCAGUUCUGAAGAAGAGCGCGAGGAGAUGCUGUUUGAGAUUGAUUCAGCAAAGCAGAGCAUUUUCUCCUGGAAAAGCCAUUUGUUGAGGUCAGUGAACCAAGACCAGGCCAAGACUGAUGUCUUACAAAAUAUGCAACCUGGCCAAGCGUUGAUAACCAUGGAUUAGGCCAUGAAAUUUCUGCCUUUGAAAUUUAGAGAAAGCCAGCAAGAAUGGUUUGCCAAGAAGGGCAUAUCGUGGCAUGUCACUGCUGCAGUAUCCUUGGGACAAGAUGGAUCAUUUCAGAUUCACUGCUUUGUACACCUUGUAGAGAAGGCCUCUCAAAACUGGUUUGCAGUUCUAUCCCUGCUCGAAGAAUCUGUGUGCCAACUGAAAACCAAAGUAGAAGAUCUACGAGAAAUUUUCAUUCGUUCAGAUAAUGCUGGUUGCUACCAUUGUGCACCUAUUAUUAUGUCCAUGCCAGCUUUAUCUGAACGGACAGGUGUCUUUGUUCGGCAAUAUGACUUCAGCGAGGCACAGGCAGGAAAGGACUUAUGUGACAGGAAAAUUGCUCCCCUUAAGAGCCUUAUUAGGCGUUAUGCAAAUGAAGGACACGAUGUCAGUACCGCCAGUGACAUGCACAUGGCUCUGUCUUCAGCUGGAGGGGUGAGGGGCUGCUAUGCAGCUGUUGUUGAAAUCAAUGAAGAGGCACAGUCUACUCAGAAGAUCACUUGGCCUGGAAUCACCACUUUCAGCAACUUUUCUUUUUCUGAAGAAGGGCACAUUCAGUGCUGGAAAGCAUACAGUGUAGGAGAGGGGGUUACUUUCCAAAAGGAAGCCCUCGACAAAUUUGGCAGAGCACAGGGGGCUACCAACUGCCAUGUCCUAACGGAAUACACAACUCCUUCAGUUAGAUCAGGAGUAACUGGUUGGAGGUCUAGCCAUAAUGUGGAAUAUCCUUGUCCUGAAGACAGCUGCGUGAAAACCUUCAGCUCUGAGAUGGAACUAAGUAACCAUAUUGCAUUUGGGCAGCACUCCAUGGAAAUUAAAACGGAAACUGUUUAUGAUAGAAUUAAGGUCAGAUGGGCAGAAAAGUUGGGGGAAGUUAGAGUACCUAGAGUUGUACGAGUGACGGGUGCUGUGUCAGGAAGUUUAAGCAUAGAAAGUGUUCCUGUUGGUUGGGCACUGAGGCAAGGAAAGUCAGGGAAGAGAUUCUCCAGUGAGGUCAAGUCAUUUCUUCUGAGUGAAUUUAAAAAGGGAAUUUCUUCAGGAAAGAAGGAGAACCCAGCUGAUGUUUGUCGAAAGAUGAAGAGCAUUGUGAACAAGAGAACCAACAAGAAACUUUUUACAAAGGAUCAGUGGCUGAGUGUUCAGCAAAUAACAAGUUAUUUUUCUCGAUUGAACAUUCUGAACAAAUGUGGGAAGCUAGAGGUGGUCAGUAGUGAUGGCACUGAUGAAGAAGCAGCAGAGAAUGCUCUUCAGAGGCAUAAACUGAAGAAAAGUAUCAGUGAUUUGUUAGGCAUAUAGAAUGGCAAAUAUAUAAAUUGGAUAGUUGUUAGUUUCUCUUUGGAAGAUCUGAGGGAAUAGUCGCUGGGGUAGCGCUAGCAAUUUUUUUU
Messenger RNA from Lingula anatina, 3398 nucleotides. RefSeq lists its product as uncharacterized. The record is from RefSeq and is a predicted model, not a curated record. Lineage: Eukaryota; Metazoa; Brachiopoda; Lingulata; Lingulida; Lingulidae.